CAAAUAGCUUGAAAGUUGAACCCGAAUGUUACAUUUUUUGACUGUUUUGUUGUUAUUAUGUAACCGUCAAUUUAAACGAAAAUAUGGCACAUUUUCCUUCCGAGGCUGACGUCAAUAUGGUGCUCGCCGUUGUCCAAGGUGCAUCUGUUUCAGCUGUGCGGCGUAACCUACUUAUUACAGGGAAUGUGGAAUCGACUAUCAACAAUGUGUUGGAUGGAAUGUUGAUUGAUGAAGAGCCUGACAUUGAAACUGUUUCAAAUCCUAUGAUAGUGGAAGACACAAAAGCAGAAAAAGAGUCAACAACAGAAGAAUACCUCAGUAGCACAGACAUCAACAGUGACAAUAGUGAUAUCAGUUUGCCUGCUGUUGAUUUCACAACAAUUAAAACCAAGAAUAUCUUAAACUCUCACACUUCAUUGCAAAACUCUAUAGUGAGAAUGGAGAGUCCAAUUGAAAUUAGUGGUGAAUCUAAUGAUGGUGUACCAUCACCAUGGCGGGAUUGUGAUCAUUAUAUGUCAGUCUUGGAAAAUAAAAGUAAGGAUCACUUUAAAGUUAAACCAAUUAGAAAAUAUGGAGCAUGGUCUGUUUCAAGUUCAAGUUCAGAUGAAGAUGAAAUGUUACCACUGUCACUGACACAUAGACUACAGCAAAAACUUCAAAAAAAAGAAACUUGUGGUAACUCACAAAUAUCAUGCCUAGGGAGUCAAAAUAAAGUUUGUGCUAGCAUAAGGUAUCAGAGCAGUUGCUAUAGUAAAAAUGAUUCUGACUAUAAAAUUCAAGAUAGAUAUGAUGUAAUUAAAAGACGUGCAAUGGAUGAUAGGGAAAUGUGUGAAGGCAGCGGAGAAAAUGAAAUUGACAUUAAUGAGGAUACUCCAGGUGCUGUCAGAAAGAAAAAACGAAGAUCUCCUGAACAGAUUGAAGAAUUAAAAAGACAGGCACUGCAACUGAAAAUGAAAAAACAGAAAGAGAAGACAGAAAUACAGCGACAGAAAGUACAACAGAUGGUGAUGAAGGAAACUGAAAAAUUACAAAAGGUGAAGGAGAGGGAAGAGAAGAAACAAGAGAAAGAAAGAGAAAUGUGCCGGAAGAAGGCUGAAAGAACUGCAGCAAAAGCAGCAAGACCUGAAGAAUGUUUGAAGUAUGUGACAGUAUUUUUAGACCAGAGACUCAUUGAAGACCCUGGUGGUGCUGAUAUUCUAAUACAUUUACAAAGCAAGGACGUUAAAUACUCACUGACAUUUCAACCAAUCACAAAUGGUAUAACAUGGAAGAGACAACAGUUACAAGAUUAUAGCCAAUCAUCUCAGUCUUCCAACAACCCUGAUCAAACAGAUGAGAAUGAAGUCUUAGUUGUCUUACAAGCAGUUGAGUUUGUUGAAAUGGUACAUGCCUUCAAGGAGGUAAACAGUUCUCACAUAAAUCAGAAGAAUAAACAGAAUAGAGAUUUUCGAACAGCUGUGUUGUCAAAUCAAGGUGGAGACGAUAAUGGCAAGGGUGGAAAGAGGAAAAACAAAUCUGGAAUACUGAGGGUGAUAACUCGAGUGGAUAUGGAGGAGGCUUUGGUUGAUUUACAAUUAAACGAGAAUUGUAACGUUCGUCUUGAAGAAACCAUGGCAGAUGUUGGUACAGUGAUUGCUAUGUUUACAAAAGCCAUAGCCGAAGCACCCUUUAAAAGAGAACGAGACAAGGGAAUAUUCUCUUUCCAUGUUUCCACAGAAUGGGCUGGUGGUGUCAGAGUUGACAAAGAUGGAAAAGGUUUAUUGAGAGUAUGGAGGCAACAGUUACAACAAUUCAGAUUAGUGAGUGUUGACAAAGCAGCAGCCAUUGUGGCAGCCUAUCCAUCACCGCAGAUAUUGAUGAAGGCUUAUCAAGAAUGUUCAAGUGCUAAACAAGCUGAGAAGCUACUACAAGACAUUGUGGUGAGGAGGGGUGCCGGUGUAUUGGCAACAAAUCGACGAAUUGGACCAGAACUAUCCAGAAAAGUGUAUUUAUUCUUAACAAGCCAUGACGGUGAUAUGGUUUUACAUAGCAGACAUUAA
Messenger RNA from Saccoglossus kowalevskii, 2039 nucleotides. RefSeq lists its product as uncharacterized. Gene Ontology annotation, biological process: replication fork processing; mitotic intra-S DNA damage checkpoint signaling; resolution of meiotic recombination intermediates. Gene Ontology annotation, cellular component: nucleus; Holliday junction resolvase complex. Gene Ontology annotation, molecular function: DNA binding; crossover junction DNA endonuclease activity. Lineage: Eukaryota; Metazoa; Hemichordata; Enteropneusta; Harrimaniidae. The record is from RefSeq and is a predicted model, not a curated record.